AUGGGCAUGAGGCCCCUGCUGACUGGCUUGGUGCAGCAAGAUUGGUUGGAGCACAAGUGCUCCCAAAUGGACUUUGACUACUGGAAGGAGAAGGACAGGAAGUCUGCUCACAUGGAGGAUCACAAGCACUGGUUGCAAAUGCAAUGUGAGCUGCACGUGCACAAGCAAGUGAUGGCAGCUCAGGAGGUUGAGAAGAUGAAGCUUGUGGUUCAGCUGGAGCAGCUGCACAUUCAGAAUCUUGCAUUGCAGAAAGGCAUUGCAGGUGGUGAGGACCAAGGUACUUCAACUGAUAGUCAGGAUGUUCACCUCACCUUCUGA
Pisolithus orientalis is the source of this 318-nucleotide messenger RNA. RefSeq lists its product as uncharacterized. The record is from RefSeq and is a predicted model, not a curated record. Bases 1 to 318 code for a protein of 105 amino acids. NCBI's taxonomy places the organism in Eukaryota, Fungi, Basidiomycota, Agaricomycetes, Boletales, Pisolithaceae. The transcript has 2 exons.